GUUUCAGGUCAGCAAUCUCUAUUUGCUUUCCAAAAAUAAGCCUCUGCCACCAUGCUGAAGGGAGAAAAACAAGAAGGGCGGUAUUUUUAGGGCCAUUAAUUCAGACCACGUGCCCAGGAGGUGAACCGGAUGGCCACUGCACAAAGACUCCUCAUCACUAUGUCCUGCGAAGCCAGCGUUCACCGGACGUUCCCUGCCUUCGUUCUCCUGGGCUUUCUAGCUGGGAUUGCUUCUACACAUCCCGUUGUAAGCAGAACUAAUGGCACAUUGCUGGAGAGAGGAUGGCAAUCUCUGUUGUCCAGGUCCAUUGCUGGGAUGUCAGGGGAGAAGUCAGAUGUGAACUGGGAGAGUGACUAUUUGCUAGGAAUCAAGAGGCAGCGGAGGCUUUACUGCAACGUGGGCAUCGGGUUUCACCUUCAAAUCCUCCCAGAUGGAAGGAUAAGCGGAGUUCACAAUGAAAACCAAUACAGUCUCUUUGAGAUAUCCACUGUAGAGAGAGGUGUUGUCAGCCUGCUUGGGGUGAAAAGUGCUCUCUUCAUUGCAAUGAACAGCAAGGGGAGGUUGUACGGAACGGCUGUCUUCCAAGAUGAGUGUAAAUUCAAGGAAACCUUGCUGCCCAAUAACUACAAUGCAUAUGAAUCAAAUGCUUACCGUGGUACUUACAUAGCCCUCAGCAAACAUGGGAGAGUGAAGAGAGGAAACAAGGUUUCUCCUGCGAUGACAGUGACCCACUUCUUACCCAGAAUAUGA
Messenger RNA from Pseudopipra pipra, 750 nucleotides. RefSeq names its product fibroblast growth factor 6 (gene FGF6). The record is from RefSeq and is a predicted model, not a curated record. Bases 130 to 750 code for a protein of 206 amino acids. Gene Ontology annotation, molecular function: fibroblast growth factor receptor binding; growth factor activity. Gene Ontology annotation, biological process: animal organ morphogenesis; cell differentiation; positive regulation of cell population proliferation. The transcript is spliced from 3 exons. NCBI's taxonomy places the organism in Eukaryota, Metazoa, Chordata, Aves, Passeriformes, Pipridae. Gene Ontology annotation, cellular component: cytoplasm.